Messenger RNA from Solanum tuberosum (potato), 552 nucleotides. RefSeq lists its product as uncharacterized. The coding region runs from base 37 to 279 and encodes 80 amino acids. The record is from RefSeq and is a predicted model, not a curated record. NCBI's taxonomy places the organism in Eukaryota, Viridiplantae, Streptophyta, Magnoliopsida, Solanales, Solanaceae. The transcript has 3 exons.
GGGCACUAAUCUCAAAACACUUGAUUAAUUAGGAAAAUGGCUGCCACUUUGUUUCUGGCUUUUCUUUGUUUUUCUCAAGUUAUCUACUUGAAUGCCAUCCCAAUUACAAGAUGCAAUAGUUUGGUGUACAAAACUCAACAACAUGAGAAUACUCAAAUGGAGAAUAUGGAGGUCGAGAGUAUGAAACUAGGUGAUGCCGUCAUUAGAAGAAUGGAUGUUGAGGUCAAUGACUAUCCAGGUUCUGGCGCGAAUAAUCGCCACACUCCGGGCCACCCCUAGAGAUAUGAUGGAUGUGUGUUCAUGAUUAAUGAGUAUGAUCUUAUUAUAUGUACUCAUACUUAAUGACUUUUGCAUAUGUAUGUAUGCAUAUAUAGUUCAAGCUGAGAGCAAUGCGUUCACCCACAAUCUGGCCUCAGGCUAAAUAUGUUGAGUGUGUUUGUAAUAAGUAGUGAAAGAUAUGUGUGCUUUAGAUGUUUAGGAGUACUGUGUUAUUAUGGAAAGCUAAUAAUUAAAGGGAUUCAUCUUUUCUUAUAUACAUAGUACUUGUGUUUA